AUGCAACCCGCCGCCAGCAUAUUCACAGGUAUUCCAGUGAUAGACCUCUCAGACCUUUCUUCCUCAAAGACUCUCCUAGUUGAAGCCUGUCAAGAGUUUGGCUUCUUCAAGGUGAUCAACCAUGGAGUCUCCAAGGAGCUCAUGAUCAAAUUAGAGGAUGAAGCCACCAAGUUCUUCAACCUGCCACUCAAUGAAAAGGAAAAAGCUGCUUCACCUAACCCCUUAGGCUACGGAAACAAGAGAAUUGGCCGGAAUGGUGAUAUGGGUUGGGUUGAAUACCUUCUCUUCAGCGCCAACACUCGACUUAUUUCCCCCCUUCUUUAUUUUUCCAUGAAAGCCCAGAAAAUUUCAGGCAAGAAUAUCAACACUCAACUCUUGGAGUUGAAUAGAAACCAUUAA
Thlaspi arvense is the source of this 399-nucleotide messenger RNA. NCBI's taxonomy places the organism in Eukaryota, Viridiplantae, Streptophyta, Magnoliopsida, Brassicales, Brassicaceae. The record is from the annotation of a GenBank genome assembly.